Messenger RNA from Elaeis guineensis (African oil palm), 1804 nucleotides. Its product is annotated as transcription factor AS1. NCBI's taxonomy places the organism in Eukaryota, Viridiplantae, Streptophyta, Magnoliopsida, Arecales, Arecaceae. The record is from RefSeq and is a predicted model, not a curated record.
CGUUCUCGAUGGCAAAGGGGUGGGGCUCACGGUGCGUCGCUGGAACCGCCGGUUUCUCUGCAGCGGCGUCGUGCUCCCGAGGAUGACGCCAGCACAUUCCCCUCUGAGAUCACCACCGACCGACCGCAAAAACUCUUCUCUUUCUUCCAAGUGACUGAGCCCCAUCUUGCACUCCCCUUUCGCCCCCGCGACCCGUCGUCUUUUCCCUGCGCGUGCCCUUCUUUUACGCUCCUGUCAGGGCCCUCGCUAUUUACAUCCCACCAUCUCAUCUACUCCCAUUCUCCUCCCCCCCCUCUCUCUCUCGUUUCUGCUAUUCCCUCUCAUCAUCUCUCUAAGCUUCUCAUCUCUCCUCGUUACUCUUGAGCCUUUGCUUCUUGUGGGUCUCUGGAUUUCAAAGAAGACGGCGCUAGCAUUUUUUUGAGCUCAGCUGCUGUUAUCAGGUCAAGAUACUCUGGCUGCCUUCGUUUCAGAUACGUUAUGAGGAAUCCGAGGGGAUGGGCGGAGGCCACUGCAAAUGAAGGAAAGGCAGCGCUGGAGAGCUGAAGAGGACGCAAUCUUGCGCGCAUACGUGAAGCAGUAUGGACCCCGGGAGUGGAACCUUGUGUCCCAGCGGAUGAACGUGCCCCUUCACAGGGAUGCCAAAUCCUGCUUGGAGAGGUGGAAGAACUACCUUAAGCCAGGGAUCAAGAAGGGCUCUCUUACUGAGGAGGAGCAGCGCCUUGUGAUCAGGCUCCAGGCCAAGCACGGUAACAAGUGGAAGAAGAUCGCCGCGGAGGUCCCGGGCCGCACCGCCAAGAGGCUUGGCAAGUGGUGGGAAGUCUUCAAGGAGAAGCAGCAGAGAGAGCAAAGAGAGAGCAGCAAACCUGUCUUGAGCUCCUUCGAGCAGGGAAAAUACGAUCGCAUUCUCGAGAACUUUGCAGAGAAGCUGGUAAAAGAGCACCGGAUCACCCCAUUGCUCAUGGCUACACCACUACUUCCUCCAUGGCUUUCAAACUCCAAUAGCUCCCACAGACCAUCCUCGCCUUCUGUGACUCUAACUCUUUCUCCUUCCACCGUGCCUCCUGCAUCAAUUCCCUGGCUUCAAACAGAACGAGGAGCGGAGAAUAGCUUGGGCUUGGCUAGUUCGCAGCAGAACAUGGUAUCAGGAGUUCCUUCAGUGGAUGGUCAGACAGUCUCAGAGCUGGUAGAGUGUUGCAGAGAGUUAGAAGAAGGGCAUCGAGCUUGGGUGGCGCACAAGAAGGAAGCAGCAUGGAGGCUGAAGAGGGUCGAGCUGCAGCUGGAGUCGGAGAAGGCUUGCAAGAGGAGGGAGAAGAUGGAGGAGAUCGAGGCUAAGGUGAGGGCACUCCGGGAGGAGCAGCAGCGGGCACUGGAGAGGAUUGAAGCAGAGUACAAGGAGCAGAUCUUAGGAUUGAGGAGGGAUGCUGAAGUUAAGGAACAGAAGUUGGCGGAGCAGUGGGCGGCGAAGCACAUGCGGCUGACCAAGUUUCUUGAGCAGAUGGGUUGUCGUCAAUGGUCGGGGACUGAGAUGAAUGGUCGGUGACCGAGGUGAAUGGUAGUAGGAAGGCAAGUUUUGAGGUCGCUUGAUCCGACCUUCUAGUCAUGUAUGAUUGUUCUCUCUUCUUUAUAGAACUGAGCGCUAGUUGAUCCAUGUAUUGUUGUAAUUUUAAGUGGUGGCAUCCAGUUAGUAUGAUGAAGUAUUCUGUUCUAGUUUGUCAGCGGACAGAGGAGAUGAUCAUGCUUUAUCUUGCCCUUUGUCUCAAUAAUUUUGAAGUACACUAUUUCUAUAGACAAAUCUUGUUUGAUU